UGACAGCUUUCCCGCAGUUUAAAGGGAUAUCCCCAAAGUACGGCAUUUUUGAAACUUCAUUUGAUGCUACUGCCCGCUUAAGCUAGGCGACCAUGACUUCGCUGACCCUGAAUGGAGUGACAGUGAAUUUCCCAUUUCCUCCAUAUGACUGUCAGAAGGACUACAUGAACAAAGUAAUUGAAUGUCUUCAGAAGAAAGUAAACGGGGUUCUGGAGAGUCCUACGGGAACCGGUAAAACCCUGUGCCUGCUCUGUGCCACUCUGGCCUGGAGGGACCACUUCAAGGACACCAUCUCUGCCCGCAAGAUAGCAGAGAGGCUGGGCGGAGCGGAGAUGUUCCCAGACACGCCUCUGUCCUCCUGGGGAACAGCUGCUACUGAUGGUGACAAACCAACCUUCUACACCGACGUUCCCAAGAUCAUAUACGCGUCGAGGACACACUCGCAGCUCGCGCAGGUCAUCAAUGAGUUAAAGAACAGUUCGUACAGGCCGAAGGUGUGCGUGCUGGGAUCACGAGAGCAGCUGUGCAUCAACAAGGAGGUCAUGAGUCAGGAGAGCAACCACGUGAAGGUCCAUAUGUGCCGAGCGAAAGUUUCCACCAGAUCGUGUGUCUUCUACAACAAUGUUGAAGAGAAAAGCACCGACAAAGAGUUGGCGACUUCAAUCCUGGACGUGGAAGAUUUGGUCAAAUUUGGCAACAAGCAGAGGGUCUGUCCUUACUACCUCUCUCGUUCCCUGAAGCAGCAGGCGGAUGUCAUUUUCAUGCCCUACAACUACUUGCUGGAUCCAAAGAGCCGCAGGGCGCACAACAUCGAGCUGAACGGUGCGGUGGUCAUCUUUGACGAAGCUCACAACGUGGAGAAGACGUGUGAAGAGUCGACCUCGUUUGACCUGACUCCGUAUGACGUGACGUCGGCCAUCAGCGCCGUGGACAGGCUGCUGCUGGAGCAGGCCAAAGAGGCCGGCCGUGGAGACUCUGAAGACUUCAAUGUAGAAUCCCUCAGCUCUGGUUUAAAAGUUGAUAUAACCACCAUUGCUAAAAUCAAGCAGAUACUGCUGGAUCUGGAAGCCGCCAUCGACUCCUACGACCCCGGCGACAGAGGCAUCACAAAACCUGGCAUCUUCAUCUAUGAGCUGCUGGAGAAAGCCCACGUGACCUUCAGCAGCAAGACGGUGAUCUACGAAGCCGUGGAGCAGAUCAGCGGAUACCUGUCCGGACAGUCUGGUUUAUUCCUGAACACCAGCGGAUUACAGAAAUUGGCUGACAUCAUACAGCUUGUGUUCUGCGGCGAACCGUCAGAGAAAGACAGACAGCAGCAGAUGCACGCCAACACAACUCAUUUUAAGGUUCACAUCCACCGAGACACCAGCUAUCAAAUGAAAAAACAAAGCAGUGAUGUGUGGGCUCAGUCGUCAUCAAAGAAACAAGGGAACGUUCUGAGUUACUGGUGCUUCUCUCCUGGAUUCAGCAUGCAGGAUCUCGUGAGUCAAGGCGUUCGCUGCAUCAUCCUGACCAGUGGCACCCUCUCCCCUCUGUCUUCAUUCACCUCUGAGAUGAGGAUAGAAUUCCCAGUACGUCUGGAGAACAGCCACGUGAUCGAGCGCGACCAGAUCUUUGUUAGCGUCAUUGAUCGAGGCCCUGACGGAGUGCAUUUAAGCUCAGCAUUUGAUCGGAGGUUUGUUCCUGAAAAUAUGGCGUCUUUAGGCAACACUGUUGCCAACCUCAGCCGUGUGGUUCCUCACGGUCUCUUAGUGUUCUUCCCGUCCUUUCCUUUAAUGGCAAAAACGCUGGACUUCUGGAGAGCCAAUGGACAUGCAGAUCGUAUUGAGAGCGUAAAGCCCAUGUUUGUAGAACCUAAAGGGAAGGGCACCUUUACUGAGGUGAUCGAUGGAUAUUACAACAAAGUUAACGGUUCUGAAUCCAAAGGGGCGACCUUCUUUGCCGUCUGUCGAGGGAAGGCUAGCGAGGGUCUGGAUUUUGCGGACACCUUCGGCCGAGGCGUCGUCAUCACCGGUCUUCCUUUCCCUCCGAAGAUGGACCCUCGAGUCGUCCUGAAGAUGCAGUUUUUGGACGAGAUGAGCCGGAAAAAAGCUCCGGGGCUGAAGUACUUGUCCGGGCAGGAGUGGUACAGACAGCAGGCGUUCAGAGCUGUGAACCAGGCCAUCGGCAGAGUGAUUCGUCACAAGGAGGACUAUGGAGCCAUCUUUCUGUGUGAUCAGAGGUUUAGAAACGCUGAUGUCCGGGCUCAGCUUCCGUCGUGGGUCCGGCCUCACGUGCGUCUUCAUGACGGCUUUGGGAAUGUGGUCCGUGAUGUGUCUCAGUUCUUCAGGGUUGCACAGAAAAUGAGACCUGUGGUAGAGAAGAAAGCUGCAGCAGAGACUUGUGCGACAGAGUGUUUACCAGAGACUUCGCCAUCCGGUGCUACGUCCUGCUCCUCUUACCGAGGCUCGCUCGCCCAGAAGGCCAAGGUGCUGGACGCCCACCUUCCCAGCCUGAAGAGGAAGAGACUCAAUGAACACAGCGGAGCCAAUGGAAUGGCCAGAAUUUGUCUCGAGUAUGAGUGUGAGGGGUCGGAGAGUCAGAGGAGGCCGGCCAAUCUGCUGGACGCUCUGGAGCGAGGUGACCACCGCAGUGGACCGGACGCCGAGUGUCUUGGUGGAGAGGAAAAGGCGCACCGCUUGUCCACACUGUCUCUUCAAUACGACAAGAGGAUGGACGAUGAGUUACGAGGGGGAAAACGUAAAAUCAAGCUGGUCCAAGAGCAGAAACCAAGCAUCUCAGAGGAGGUGUCUGAGGAAAGUAAGGCCACCAGGGCUAAGAAGUUCCUGGCCGACAUGAAGAAGUCACUGAGCCAGGUCAGCUUUGACCGCAUCGUCCAGGCCCUGCAGACCUACAAGAAGACCGACAACCUGGACGUGCUGCUGACGGAGACGGCCGUCCUAACGGAAGACACCAACACUCACAGUCUGCUCCGCGGCUUCUACCAGUUUGUCCGCCCGCAUCACAAAAAGACGUUUGAUGAGAAAUGCCAGGAGCUGACUGGACAGGGCUGCGGGUAUCGACCGGAUCACUCGCUGAGCAAGGACGAGAAGAAGGCAGCGAUGCCAAAAAGCGCUGCAGACAGACAGCCGGCCGUAGGUCUGAGCUCCUCGUCUGCCUGUAGCCAACUAAAUACACAACAGCUCAACAAAGGAGGACAUCACCUGACCCAGCAGGGAUUAAGAGAACCUCAGGCUGGUUCUGCUCCGAAGAAUGAACUCCACGCUACCUUCCUGGCUGAUAUAAAAAAAGCCCUCGGAGCAGAAAAAUCCGCCCAGCUCUUUCAGGCCAUUCAGUGUUACAAAAAGACCGACAACUAUGAAAACCUGGUGACCACGGUGGUGAGCUUAUUCACAGAGAGAGAUGAGAACUUCAACCUUCUGAUCAGGUUCGCCACGUUUAUUCGGCCUUACCAUAAGAAGCAGUACAAAGAGAUGCUGGACGCGUUGAUAGGUCAGCCAGUCUCCGCUGCAGACGUCCCCGCUGUAGAUGAAGAGCAGCAACGGGAAGCUUUGCCAUCAUCUCCUUUGAAGACACAAAGCAAGAUUUCCAGUUUUUUCUCAAGCAGCCAAAGAAGAUGAACUAUGUCUGGACACUGACGACGGAUUUGCUGUUGUUUGGAGGGACGAGAAAUAGUGUCGAUCUCAAAAGCAACACGAUCCCGUUUUUCUAUCAGAAAAAAACAGUCGACGUUGAACAAGGGCUGAUCAGUAAUUAAAUCUGACUUCUGGAACAAGGGGCUCCAGAGAGGCACAUGGUGAGAGCAGGAAAUAUUAGUAUGGACAUGUAAAAUAAUGUUUUUUAAAUAAUUAAAUGUAUAAAUUUGCCACAUG
This is a messenger RNA of Stegastes partitus (bicolor damselfish), 3872 nucleotides long. It is a transcript of the gene rtel1, whose product is annotated as regulator of telomere elongation helicase 1. Lineage: Eukaryota; Metazoa; Chordata; Actinopteri; Pomacentridae. Gene Ontology annotation, molecular function: ATP binding; DNA polymerase binding; hydrolase activity, acting on acid anhydrides, in phosphorus-containing anhydrides. The coding region runs from base 93 to 3620 and encodes 1175 amino acids. The transcript has 33 exons. The record is from RefSeq and is a predicted model, not a curated record. Gene Ontology annotation, cellular component: nucleus. Gene Ontology annotation, biological process: negative regulation of t-circle formation; negative regulation of DNA recombination; DNA repair.